Messenger RNA from Cariama cristata (Red-legged seriema), 978 nucleotides. RefSeq names its product eukaryotic translation initiation factor 2B, subunit 1 alpha, 26kDa (gene EIF2B1). The transcript has 7 exons. Gene Ontology annotation, biological process: translational initiation. Gene Ontology annotation, molecular function: translation initiation factor activity; guanyl-nucleotide exchange factor activity. The annotation marks the transcript as partial. Gene Ontology annotation, cellular component: eukaryotic translation initiation factor 2B complex. The record is from RefSeq and is a predicted model, not a curated record. NCBI's taxonomy places the organism in Eukaryota, Metazoa, Chordata, Aves, Cariamiformes, Cariamidae.
GUCCGUGUCGGUGAGGCCCAGCCCUGCCCUGACCGCGCAGCUUUGCCUCCCGGCAGGAGAGACCAUCCAGGGCCUGAGGAGCAGCCUGCUGGCGGCCAUCGACACCCUGUCUCGGGUGGACUCCUCAGUGGCCGUCUCCUCCGGCGGGGAGCUCUUCCUGCGCUUCAUCAGCCUCACCUCCCUGGAGUACUCGGACUACUCCAAGUGCAAAGAAAUCAUGAUCGAGCGCGGGGAGAUCUUCCUGAGGAAAGUCUCUCUCUCAAGGAACAAAAUCGCCAAGCUGUGUCAUCCUUUCAUCAGAGAUGGUGCUCGAAUAUUGACACAUGCCUACUCAAGAGUGGUCCUCAGAGUGUUAGAAGCAGCUGUUGAGUCAAAGAAGCGAUUCAGUGUUUAUGUUACUGAAUCACAGCCAGAUCAAGCAGGGCAAAAAAUGGCAAAAGCCCUGAGGAAGCUGAACAUUCCUGUGACUGUGAUUCUGGAUGCUGCAGUCGGCUACAUUAUGGAGAAAGUGGACCUGGUGUUAGUUGGUGCUGAAGGUGUAGUUGAAAGCGGAGGCAUUAUUAACAAGAUUGGCACUAAUCAAAUUGCUGUGUGUGCCAAAGCUCAGAAUAAGCCAUUUUAUGUGGUAGCAGAAAGUUUCAAGUUUGUAAGACUUUUCCCUCUAAAUCAGCAAGACGUCCCAGAUAAGUUUAAGUACAAAGCAGAUACUCUGAAAACAAGUCAGAAUCUAACAGAAGAGCAUCCCUGGAUUGACUACACAUCACCAUCACUAAUUACGUUACUGUUUACAGACCUCGGUGUGUUAACUCCAUCAGCUGUCAGUGAUGAACUUAUUAAACUCUAUCUGUAACAAAGAGGACUCAGUGUACAGGCUGCAUCAUCUUCUUCAGCGACUAUCACAGGUGUAAGAACUUGGAAAAUGAUACAAGUUAUAUGGACAUGGUAAGGAGAUGAUACUAUAAAGAUUAAUGUAAUUAU